Molecule: messenger RNA, 1248 nt
Organism: Saxophila tyrrhenica
Lineage: Eukaryota; Fungi; Ascomycota; Dothideomycetes; Mycosphaerellales; Extremaceae
Exons: 5
Coding region: 1-1248 (415 amino acids)
Source: RefSeq, a predicted model, not a curated record
AUGAGUGACGACGAGGCCGACCAGGAAUUGCUGGAGCUGCUGCGUCAAAGCCUAGGAAUCUCGAAGACCGCCUCUGACGAGGUCUCCCAGGACACCGGUGUCCUGCACGACGCCGAAUACGUCUACGCCAACGCCAUCGAUGUAUCCAUCGACAUGUAUGGCACCAAAGCCGCAGCUGCGAGUCUGUACUCGACGAUGCAACAACGCGGCUACUCUACACAAGCGUGGGCUCAGCACGAUCUGCAUCCAACACUGGAUCAAGGCUUUUCGGAGGUCGACAUCGUGAACUUCAUCUUCACCAUGGAUCUGCUCAACUUCUCAUUCUGGUCAGAGCUACCUGAGAACGAGCGAUAUCAAGUGGAGUACCAGGGCAAACGACGGACCGGCUACAAAAGCCUGGUGGCUUGCUUGCGGCGAGCACUUGAUGAGGGUAUCCCAAUUACGACACCACGGUACUGGAACGAUCAGGCAUGCUCCGACGACGUCUUGAAGUACGUCUUCCGCAGCGCUACUGAUGAGCAGAUUCCACUAUUGAGCGAACGAAUAGCAAUGCUUGGGGAGGCUGGAAACGUUCUGCAAGAAAGUUUCGGAGAAUCGAAAGGAGACGGUGAGAAUGGGCCGUUGAGCAGCGAGGCAAGGGAAGACCAGCUUGCAGCGUCCAGCAACCGCCUACAAGCAAGAGAGGACGACGCACCGGUCGAAGCUCCAACGUCUGGAUCUGACAAUUAUCGAGUCAACCUAGGCAGUCCCGUUGCAAAGGAGCAGCCAUUAGAUCCAGAGCUUCAUGAAUCUGCAGCAAUCGCAGGAGUGAAAGAGGACGAGGAACAUGCGGCGAAGCCAUCGCCAGCAUCCAGGCAGCCGGAUCUCAGCGUUGUGCGUCUGGUCGAGAAAGCAGACCAUUGCGCAGGAAAAUUGGUGAACCUCCUAGCAAAACAUUUCCCUUCCUUCCGUGAUGAGACGCGCUUCGAGGGGAAACGCGUCCGCUUCCUCAAACGCGCACAGAUAUUCGUCGCAGACGUUUGGGCGGCGUUCAAUGGAGCCGGUUACGGGGAGUUCGAGGAUAUCGAUCAUUUGACCAUGUUCGCGGACUACCGUGUCCCACAAAUGCUUCGUUCAAUCGGGGUCCUGGUGUACAGCCCGCCGCUUCACUACCACAUCAGCACUCUGAAGCAGAUACCCUCUGGCCAUAGUUGGGAAGUCCAGCUUCGAGGGUGCAGCAUCUGGUACAUGCUCCAACCAUACCAGUGA